Molecule: messenger RNA, 3197 nt
Organism: Trifolium pratense (red clover)
Lineage: Eukaryota; Viridiplantae; Streptophyta; Magnoliopsida; Fabales; Fabaceae
Product: G-type lectin S-receptor-like serine/threonine-protein kinase At1g34300
Exons: 1
Coding region: 244-2766 (840 amino acids)
Biological process (GO): protein phosphorylation; recognition of pollen
Molecular function (GO): ATP binding; protein serine/threonine kinase activity
Source: RefSeq, a predicted model, not a curated record
ACGGAAAAGAACCUUCACAUAGGUGAAUCAAAAACAAGAGCCAAGUCAAAGUCUUCCCUUUCCCACAACACUAUAAACUCCAUCACCACCACCAUCACAACUAUAAACUCAAUUUCAACAAACCAAAACACACGACCCUACAAAAACAAAUGCAUCCAACAACCUUAACAACAACAUUAACAUUUUCAUUACACAAAUCAAAUUGAAACAAAAAACAUCAAACAAAACAAAACAAAACAAAACAUGUACCACAAAUUUCACUUUCUAUUUUUAACCUUUUUUCUCUUCACCGCCGUCAUCACCGCCGUCAACCCUGGUUCCACUCUCUCCGCCUCCACCAACCAAUCAUGGUCUUCACCAAGCUCCACCUUCUCUUUACGCUUUAUCCCCGUCGACCCACCAACCUCUCCUCCUUCUUUCCUCGCCGCCAUCGUCUACUCCGGCGGUGAGCCUGUUGUUUGGACCGCCGGUAACUCCACCGCCGUUGACUCCGGUGGGUCAUUCCAGUUUCAGUCAACCGGAAACCUUCGUCUUGUAAACGGCUCCGGCAACACUGUCUGGGAAUCAAAGACUGGUAAUCAAGGUGCCACGUCAGCAACAGUUGAUGACAGUGGCAAAUUGGGAAUUUCAAAUGGGAAGAGAGAGAUUUGGUCAAGUUUUGAUCAUCUUACUGAUACCCUUUUGCCUUCUCAGAAUUUUAGUGUUGGUAAGGUUUUGAAAUCUGGUGAUUAUUCUUUUAGUCUUUCAAAGAUUGGAAAUUUGAGUUUGUUUUGGAAUGUAAGUACAAAGUUUUGGACUCAUGGUUUGAAUACUUCUGUUAAUGGAAGUUUGGUUAAUCCUGUUUUAAGUUUAACACCUAUUGGGAUUUUGCAACUUUCUGAUGUCAAUUUGAAUACUUCUGUUGUUGUUGCUUAUAGUAGUGAUUAUGCUGAUGCUGGUAGUGGUGGUAGUGAUGUUUUGAGGGUUUUGAAAUUGGACAGUGAUGGGAAUUUGAGGAUUUAUAGUACUUCUAGAGGUAGUUCGAAUCCGAUUGUGAGAUGGGCGGCCGUUCAGGACCAGUGUCAAGUUUAUGCUUUUUGUGGGAACUAUGGUAUAUGUAGUUAUAAUGAUACGAAUCCUGUUUGCGGUUGUCCUUCGGAGAAUUUUGAGAUGAUUAGUGGUAUUAGGCAAGGGUGUAAGAGGAAAGUGAGUCUUGAUAAUUGUCGAGGGAAUGAAACUAUGUUGACAUUGGAUCAUACUCAGUUUUUGACUUAUUCUCCUGAAAUUGAGUCGCAAACGUUUUUCAUUGGUAUAUCGGCAUGUAGAGGAAAUUGUCUCUCGGGUUCGGGUGCUUGUUUUGCUUCGACUUCUUUGUCGGAUGGAACUGGGCAAUGUUAUAUUAAGUCGGUGGAUCUUGUGAGUGGUUAUCAUAGUCCUGCGUUACCUAGUACUUCUUAUGUCAAGGUUUGUCCGCCGCUGUCGCCGAAUCCAGCGCCCUCUUCGGGGGAGACGGUUAAGGAAAAGAUUUCCAGUGUACCUGCUUGGGUUAUUUUGGUUGUUGUUUUGGGUACCCUUUUAGUUUUGGUUGCUAUUGAAGCUGGUUUAUGGUUUUGGUGUUGCAGAAAAACUGCAAGGUUUAGUGUAUUAUCGGCUCAGUAUGCACUUCUUGAGUAUGCUUCCGGUGCACCGGUUCAGUUCACAUACAAGGAGCUCCAGCGCUCGACAAAAGGGUUCAAGGAGAAGCUCGGAGCCGGUGGAUUUGGUGCUGUGUAUAGAGGAAUUCUUGUUAACAAAACUGUUGUCGCAGUGAAACAGCUUGAAGGAAUUGAGCAAGGUGAGAAACAGUUUAGGAUGGAAGUUGCAACUAUAAGCAGUACUCAUCAUCUUAAUUUAGUGAGGCUUAUCGGCUUUUGCUCUGAAGGACGCCACAGGCUUUUAGUCUACGAGUUCAUGAAAAAUAGUUCUCUGGAUAAUUUUUUAUUCCCAAAAGAAGAACAAUCGGGAAAACUGUUGAAUUGGGAGUAUCGGUACAAUAUUGCACUUGGCACUGCAAGAGGAAUCACGUACCUUCAUGAGGAGUGUCGCGACUGCAUAGUCCACUGCGAUAUCAAACCUGAAAACAUCCUCUUGGAUGAUAAUUACGUCGCUAAAGUCUCUGAUUUCGGUCUUGCAAAGCUCGUUAAUCCGAAGGACCACAGACACAGAACCUUGACAAGCGUAAGAGGAACAAGAGGAUAUUUAGCCCCUGAAUGGAUUGCAAAUCUUCCUGUAACAUCGAAAUCAGAUGUUUACAGCUAUGGCAUGGUUUUGUUAGAGAUUGUGAGUGGAAAGAGGAACUUUGAUGUCUCUGACGAAACAAAUAGGAAGAAAUUCUCCAUUUGGGCCUAUGAAGAGUUUGAGAAAGGUAACAUCAAAGGAAUUUUAGACAAAAGACUUGCAGAUGUAGAAAUUGAUAUGGAGCAAGUUACGAGAGCGGUUCAAGUAUGCUUUUGGUGCAUUCAAGAGCAACCGUCGCAAAGACCAGCGAUGAGCAAAGUUGUUCAAAUGCUAGAAGGAGUAAAAGAAAUUGAGAAGCCACCUCCUCCUAAAUUAGUUGUAGAAGGAACUGUUAGUGGAACUAGCACCUACAUUAGUAGCAAUGUUAGUGCAUUUUCCACAAUUGGAGCCUCACCAAAUGUUCCUUCCGCUUCAUCAUCUUCAUCAAUCCAGACUAGUGGUGUUUCAAACUUCCCCUCGGGAAGAAACCCCGAGAAGGCAACUUCAUUUCUUUUGCAGUCAGAUCCAUGAAUUUGAAUUCUUUGUAGUCGCUAAAAUCUCAUAUUCAUGCAGUCACCACAAAAUAAAAAAUCCGUUUGAAAUCUUCACAGUCCGAUCUUGAUCCAACAGUCACUGAUGUGGCGCCUACAAGGAAUCUAAACUCCAGAUCAAUGAUAGAAACUGCAUUCAUUUUUUUAUGAUCACGGUCACAUUGGCUAGGGAUUUAUGCUUGAACAGCCGAAGUAAGUUCAGCUGGUCCAAUACAAUUUAUGGUAUAGACUAUAUAUAUUCUGUAUUUAUUUACGUGAUCAUCUUAUACUAGUUUAAAAUAGGAGAUUGCAACUUUACAGUUGAAGCAAUUAUUAUGUAUAUUCAAUUCUUGAAAUUUCUGGUUAUUGUGUAAUGUGUAUGUCCAUUUUAUGCAGCAGAAGAUUGAUAUAAUUUUAUUUACUAUUUGUAAA